AUGAUUCCAGAUGAAUCAUUCGUUAUGUCUUCAUCAUCAAUCAGAGAUCAUGGAGAAGAAUACGAUAUGAGCACAGGCACUAUACAAACAGGCGCAAGCACAAGCUCCAGUCGAUUACGUCGUUUAGAUAAGUUAGUACUUGAUCAAUCUUCACUACUCGACGAAGAUGAUCAAAUGGACUACAUUACUCAAUUAAGCAACUACAACUUAAAUCAGUACCACACAUAUCGCAAAUGGAUAUUUUAUUUCUACAUUCUUCAGAUUGUCAUCAUUGUAUUGCUCAAUUUCAUAAGCACUGACGUUCAUAACAAGUUGUUGUUGUUACUAAUUUUCCUAUCGGUACUGCUCCACGUAGUAUCGAUACAAGAAUUGCCACGAAAAUAUCAUUACAAUGUAACAAUACUAGGUAAAAAAGUCGAUGUGGUGCUGUUUAUUAGUGUGAUCAAUGUGGUAAUUUCUGCUGAGGUCGGUUACUUGGAUUUUUUCAAGAUCAAAGUUUAUUACUUUGGUGUCUUGAUGAUUUGUAAUAUCUUGUUACCAAGAAUGCACAGAUCCAUGUUUGACCAGAUUGACAAAUCGGUCAAAGAGUUAGAUAAGCUUAAGUACAAAUAUAAGAAUGUAUAG
Molecule: messenger RNA, 624 nt
Organism: Lodderomyces theae
Lineage: Eukaryota; Fungi; Ascomycota; Pichiomycetes; Serinales; Debaryomycetaceae
Exons: 1
Coding region: 1-624 (207 amino acids)
Source: RefSeq, a predicted model, not a curated record